AUGGCUGAGCGGCCCAAGCAGCGGCAGAUGAAAACUUCCUUCCUCUUCAUCCAGCUGCAGGCCCCCCCUGGCAGAGCGCUCCCCGCCCUGUCUCCAGCAGCCGCAGCCUGGACUGCAGCCCCAGGGGGCCCGGAGGAGGGACACAUUCUCCCAAGUCCCAGGACCGGCGUCUUGGCAGGCCGGGACCUCAGGCACACGCGGGGCUCGGCUGCUCCUCCCUCUGGGCUGCUGCAGAAGGAGGGCCGUGGGACAGAGCAGCCAGCUGCUUUCAGUUGCUCUGCUCGGAAGCAGAGGGAGGGAGAGGAAAAGCCCCAGGAUCUGGACGUAAGGAGGGGUGGCCUUGGCAGAUCCCUCCGUUGCGGGCGUUCCCUGGCCCCUGCAGCCAGGAAACUUGGCGGGCCCCAGCCCCUGCCAUGCGGACUGCCUAGCCCAGAUGUCAUCAUGAGCGAUGGAAGCAGCGAUCCCUCCAUGGGCUGGGAGCCUUGGCCGGUCCUUCCUUCCCCCCAGGAACUGUGGGGCGCAGAGCCUCAGUCUUGGAAUGCUCUAGGAUUCUCAGUUCCACAGGCCGCCCUGCCCCACGCUGCUGGCAGGGGCGAGAGGGGCGAGCUGAGGCGAGGGACGGCCACCGGCCAGGUCCCCCCGAGGAGCUGUCAAGAGGACACGGGUACCACGGUGCGGGCAAGGAGGGCGAUGCUCUACAGAUACCGUCCUCCCGUCCAGACCAGCAAGAGCUACCCGGCCCCCCCUACUGCUCUGCCUCUCAAGGGUCCUUAA
Molecule: messenger RNA, 774 nt
Organism: Pipistrellus nathusii (Nathusius's pipistrelle)
Lineage: Eukaryota; Metazoa; Chordata; Mammalia; Chiroptera; Vespertilionidae
Source: the annotation of a GenBank genome assembly